This is a messenger RNA of Exophiala viscosa, 1901 nucleotides long. Its product is annotated as glycerol kinase. Gene Ontology annotation, cellular component: mitochondrion. The transcript has a single exon. The record is from RefSeq and is a predicted model, not a curated record. Bases 179 to 1717 code for a protein of 512 amino acids. Gene Ontology annotation, molecular function: glycerol kinase activity. Gene Ontology annotation, biological process: phosphorylation; glycerol metabolic process; glycerol-3-phosphate biosynthetic process. NCBI's taxonomy places the organism in Eukaryota, Fungi, Ascomycota, Eurotiomycetes, Chaetothyriales, Herpotrichiellaceae.
UGCUUCGCUUAUCCUGACUCCAGAACACAUGUCAGGAAAAAGUCCCCCACGGUGUUUAUAAACAACGUAUUUCCCCUCCCCAUGGAUCCUCCAGAACCCCAUCAGUGCCUCCAGACUCUCCUUUCUCUCCAGAUAUCCUUUGUCAAUCUCUCUUUCACAGUUGUAGCAGAUCUUCAAGAUGGGCAGCGUUCCAGAAGUCUUCAUUGGGUCCAUUGACCAGGGCACCACCAGCUCGCGAUUCUUGAUCUUCAACAAGUCAGGCGAACCUGUUGCCUCGCAUCAGCUUGAAUUCAAGCAGAUCUACCCUCAACCAGGAUGGCACGAGCACGAUCCUGAGGAGAUCGUCUCCUCAGUCGAGAAAUGCAUUGACGGAGCGGUCAAGCAAUUCGAGACUCAAGGCCACAACAUCAACACUAUCAAGGCAGUCGGUAUCACGAACCAACGUGAAACCACCGUCGUUUGGAACAAAGAGACUGGAGAGGCUCUGUACAAUGCGAUUGUCUGGACCGACACCCGUCACCAGGGUCUUGUCCGCAAACUCAAGCAACGCCUUGGAGCCGACAAGCUCACCGACAUCUGCGGUCUGCCUCUCUCAACCUACCCCUCAGUCGGCAAGCUUCUGUGGUUGAUCGAGAACGUCGACAAGGUCAAGGACGCAUACGAAAAGGGUCUCUUGGCAUUCGGCACGGUCGACACAUGGUUGGUCUACAAGCUGAACGGCGGCACCAAGCGAAAUGUCUUCGUCUCCGACCCUUCCAACGCCUCUCGAACCAUGUUCAUGAACAUCUCGACCCUCAAGUACGACGAGUCGUUGAUCGACUUCUUCAGAAUCGACCGCACGAAAAUCGCCUUCCCCAAGAUCGUCCACUCAUCCGAUGCCUCCGCCUAUGGCUCUCUCGCCUCCACUGUCCUCAAAGGUGUCCCGAUCACCGGGUGCUUGGGCGAUCAAUCCGCCGCGCUGGUCGGCCAGAAGGGCUUCACUCCAGGUCUGGGCAAGAACACCUACGGCACAGGUAGUUUCAUCCUGUACAACGUCGGCGAGAAACCCGUCAUUUCCACUCACGGCCUAUUGACCACCGUCGCCUUCGAUUUCGGCGGCAACAGCAAGCCCAUGUACGCAUUGGAAGGCAGUAUCGCGGUCGCCGGAUCCAGCGUCAAGUUCUUGGUCGAGAACUUUGGCUUCAUCGAGUCAUCAAGCAAGAUCUCUCAGCUCGCAGAGACGGUCGAGGACAACGGCGGUGUCACCUUCGUGACUGCUUUCAGCGGCUUGUUCGCCCCAUACUGGAUCGAUGACGCGCGCGGCACUAUCUUCGGUGUCACCGCGUACACUCAGCGUGGACAUAUUGCCCGUGCGACCCUCGAGGCUACUUGCUUCCAGACCAAGGCUAUCCUUGUCGCUAUGGAGAAGGACAGCGGCCACAAGUUGACCGAACUAGCUGUUGACGGUGGCAUGUGUAACUCCGACCUCACUAUGCAGACGCAGUCCGAUCUCAUCAGCAUUCCAGUCAAGAGACCUGCUAUGCGUGAGACGACGGCGCUGGGCGCUGCCAUUGCUGCUGGUCUGGCCGUUGGCGUGUGGGAGAGCAUUGACGAGCUCAAGGUGGUGAACACUGAGGGCGUUACCACAUUCAAGCCUGCUAUCACGAAGGAGGAGAGCGCUACACGGUUCGCCCGCUGGGAGAAGGCUGUGGAGAUGAGCAAGGGCUGGGCUCAGUGAGCAAUGACUCGAUGCUUGGGAUACUUUGUUUAGCGUUUGGCGUUCAUCGAGGGGCUCUUAAAACAUGAUGGUGCUGUUUACUAGGCUGGAUAGCAGGGUGACUCCUCCAAUUUGACUCCUAUCAAAGUUUAUGUCUUCUCCUUGCUAAGUAAGAGUUUCUAAAUGCUCGUAUAGCUUUCUGGAG